AUGGCCAUCACUGUUGGUGUCGCCGGUAUCACCGGAAAGUUUGCCCGCCGCGUUGUUACUCACUUGCAGAAGCACUCGGACGUCAGUAUCCGAGGCUUCUGCCGCGAUCCCAGCAAAGUCCCCGAGCGCAUCUCCUCGUCGCACAAGGUGACUCUGUUCAAGGAAGAGGCCUUUGACGUCGAGGCUGUCCGCGCCUUUGCACAGGGCUGUGACGUGCUGAUAUGCUGCUACCUGGGCGAUGACAAGCUCAUGAUCGAUGGCCAGAAGGUCCUGAUCGAUGCCUGUGAGGAGCUCGGCGUCCCCCGGGAGUACCUAGCGACGAAGCAGAAGGUCAAGGGCGUGCAUAUUCUGGUCGGAGGCUUUAUGGAGCCUGUGCUGAGCCCCUUCUUCAACAUCCUUGAUCCUCAGACCAACACCUUCCGCUACUGGGGGGAGGGAGACGAGGUCAUGGAGGGAACCACGUACGAUAAUGCUGCUGAAUUCACCGUGGCGGUGGCACGGGAUACCACGGCCACUGGCAUCGUCCGCUUCCUUGGCGGCCGUGCCAGAAUCUGCGAGAUCGCCCAGUCGUACGAGAAGGCGUACGGUGUCAAGGCCGAUCUCCAGCGAUUGGGAUCCUUAGAUGAUCCGUACAAACUCAUGCACGAGAAACGCGAGCAGAAUCCCUCCGACAUCUACAGCUACAUGUCGUUGUUUUUCUACUACUACUGGGUCAACGGUCAGACCCUGGUUGGCCCCGAGACGGACAAUGCCAAGUACCCCGAGGUAAAGCCUGUCAGCUGGGAAGGUUUUAUGUCGCAGUGGCCGUUGCAGCAAUUGCCCACAGCGUACUUUGCUCUGAAUGCUUAG
This is a messenger RNA of Aspergillus fumigatus Af293, 849 nucleotides long. RefSeq names its product NmrA-like family protein. The record is from RefSeq and is a predicted model, not a curated record. Bases 1 to 849 code for a protein of 282 amino acids. Lineage: Eukaryota; Fungi; Ascomycota; Eurotiomycetes; Eurotiales; Aspergillaceae. The transcript has 4 exons.